Molecule: messenger RNA, 2204 nt
Organism: Melanotaenia boesemani (Boeseman's rainbowfish)
Lineage: Eukaryota; Metazoa; Chordata; Actinopteri; Atheriniformes; Melanotaeniidae
Gene: dapk2a
Product: death-associated protein kinase 2a
Exons: 9
Coding region: 450-1934 (494 amino acids)
Biological process (GO): positive regulation of apoptotic process; protein phosphorylation; intracellular signal transduction
Cellular component (GO): cytoplasm; nucleus
Molecular function (GO): ATP binding; protein serine/threonine kinase activity
Source: RefSeq, a predicted model, not a curated record
CUGGCUGAACAACACUGACGCUCAGCAUGAUAAAUUAAGCGUUGCUGAGUUAUCUGUAAAAAGUUACAAAGAUUAAAACCUUUUGGACCUUUACCGGAGUCUUUCUGGGUUUUUGAUGAAUUCGGUUAAAAGUAAUUGUCCUAAAGUCUUAAUUACGUAACAAAUGUCUUUCCAGCAGGUGAGCUGCGGGUGUUUGAGAGAACGGAGCAGCGAGGCUUAAAUUAGCGGGUUUUUUAAUGGAGUUCCGGGCGGGGCUCAGCGUGGGUUGUAUCGCGGGAUCCUCGUGGUUUGAGGCGAGGACAGAGAGCAGGAGGAGGAGGAGGAGGAGGAGGAAGAGGACAUGGUCUCUGCUGUCAGCACGCGAAGUCAUUUUUAAAAAGGUUUUAGUGCAGUUUGGGAGAAAUGACUGACUGUCCUCCCUGCAGACAUCACACUGAAGACUGCAAACAAUGGAUUUAUUCAAGCAGCAGAAAGUGGAGGAUUUCUAUGAAAUUGGUGAAGAGCUGGGAAGCGGGCAGUUUGCAAUCGUAAAGCAAUGCAGAGAGAAAAGCACGGGUCUGCAGUUCGCCGCCAAGUUCAUCAAGAAGCGGCAGAGCAUGGCGAGCUCUCGCGGAGUCCGGCGGGAGGACAUCGAGCGGGAGGUGGACAUCCUGCAGCAGAUCCAGCAUCCCAACAUCGUCACUCUGCACGACGUCUACGAGAACCGUACCGAUGUGGUGCUCAUCCUGGAGCUUGUCUCUGGAGGGGAGCUCUUUGACUUCCUGGCCCAGAAGGAGUCUCUGAGCGAAGAGGAGGCCACUCAGUUCAUCAAGCAGAUCCUGGAGGGGGUCAACUACCUCCACGCCAGAAAGAUCGCCCACUUUGACCUCAAGCCUGAAAAUAUAAUGCUGUUGGACAAGAACGUUCCGCUGCCGAGAAUCAAACUGAUUGAUUUCGGUCUUGCCCACAAGAUUGAAGCUGGAGUCGAGUUCAAAAACAUCUUCGGAACGCCAGAGUUUGUUGCUCCAGAGAUCGUCAACUACGAGCCGCUGGGACUGGAAGCUGACAUGUGGAGCAUUGGAGUCAUCACCUACAUCCUGCUGAGCGGGGCUUCUCCAUUCCUCGGUGAGACCAAACAGGACACGCUGGAGAACAUCUCAGCCAUAAACUACGAGUUUGACGAGGAGUUCUUCUGCCACACCAGCGAGCUGGCCAAGAAGUUCAUCAGUCAACUGCUGGAAAGAGAUAAGAAGAAAAGAUUAACAAUUCAGGAUGCUCUGAAUCACCCAUGGAUCAAGUCCAAUGAGCACAAGGAGGAGAAUAAAUCCCAUGAGCUGAAGAAACGGGAACGCCGCCAGCUGAAGACCAAGCGUCUGAGGGAAUACACCAUCAAAUCCCACUCCAGCAUGCCGCCAAACAACACCUAUGUGAACUUUGAGCGCUUUGCUCAGGUGGUGGAAGACAUUGACCAGAUGGAGAGCUCCUUCGUCAGCCUGGCAGGGGCCCACGACUCUCUGCAGGAAGACAUCGAUGCCAUGGUCUCCAUAUACAACGAGAAGGAGGCCUGGUACAAGGAGGAGAGUGAGAGCGUUCGCCAUGAGCUCUCCCAGAUCCGCUACGACUUCCGGAAGGUGGAGGCCCUGAAGAGGAGCCUGCAGGAUGACAUGCAGGCAUUCAGCUGCAGCCUUGCUGCCGUCAGCCAGCGCUUCCAGGAGAGGCAGAACCACUUCGACGCUCUGCGCCUGGAGCUCAGCAACGAGCUCAGAUGGGUGCAGGAGGUGGUGGGCUCCUUUCCAGCCGACGGAGGUGGCGGAGGAUAUCCCAGCUGCAGCUUCUCCACCGUCUUCAACAAUGAUGUGAACGAAGCCCUCAAAGAGCUGCUGAACCGAUCCUGUGGAGGAGAUAUGCUGUCCGGGAUCAACCUGGACCUCACCGAGACCGGACAGCAGAGAUGAAGACUCCAGUCCAGGAGACGCUGCAAUGAGAUGAAGCAUCUCACAUCCUCUCUAUUUAUUAGGCAAACGGGGAGUCAGGUGACUGUUUACACACCUCGCGUAAUCAUAAUAACCACAAAAUAAUAAUCACAAAUGUUCAGCUCAGUGAGCUCAAUUUGUUAGGACAAAACGUUUUUAUUUACUCAACAAUGUGGAAAAUACUAAUAAAAAAUGUUGUUUUUAUAUUAGAAAUAAAGAUGGCAGCAGGCACCUGGUUGCUGUUCUCACACC